AUGUAUUGCCACAAUUGUGGCAAAGAGUUCGAGGGAAAACCCAACUUCUGCAGUGAUUGUGGGAAAAGGCUGCAAGAAGACGGUGACGAUACUCACGCGCCACCUUCAAUUGGAGAAUUGCCAGACACAUCUGACUCUGACUCUGAGAUUGUGAUAAAAACAACAUCAAGAGAGUUUGAUCUAGCUGAUACACUGCCAUUUGAACCUCAUCACAAAAGCAGUCCUGUACACAAAGAGCCUGACAAGGUGAAUGGUGCUGGGGGGCUGUCACUCUCUACUGAAGUACAACAGACUAUACACUUGGAUGAGGAUCAUACUUAUCCAGGUACCUCCGGAUGUCUUGACGUCAAGAGCUCCUGUUACAGAAACUACACCAAUCUCUUUGCACCUAUCGUCAUUGAUUAUGAUGAGGAGGAUGAAGUUCUCAUUCCUGAGGAAACAAAUGACAUGCCCUCAGAAGAAUCUGAACCCACAAGUGUGCAGGCACCUGAAGUAAUUGCAAAUUUGGCACUUGCAAUUGACCGCAAGAAAGUCAGCAGGUUCAAUAUAUCGAGAUCUGACGUAUGGGAUGGAGCCGUCAGAGGAUUUCGACGCAGCUCAUACUCCGAAAACAGCGACAUCUUCGUUAAGUUUACCGACGAUGCAGGGUCCUUUGAAGAAGGGUUGGACACAGCUGUCAGGGAAGAUGAGUACUUUCUUGCAGGCAAGAUGACUGCUGUGUCUAUCAUACACGGGGGACCAGCACCACAUUUCCUCUCAAAGGACCUUGUCAACCACAUAAUAGGGAAGCCAAGUUUCAGUGCCACUGUGGAAGAUGUAACAGAUGAGGAGAUAGGGAAAGCUCUACGUCAGGUAGAAAAUUAUCUUGACUGA
Epinephelus lanceolatus (giant grouper) is the source of this 873-nucleotide messenger RNA. Lineage: Eukaryota; Metazoa; Chordata; Actinopteri; Perciformes; Serranidae. The record is from RefSeq and is a predicted model, not a curated record.